Messenger RNA from Oppia nitens, 1333 nucleotides. It is a transcript of the gene Fitm, whose product is annotated as acyl-coenzyme A diphosphatase FITM2-like. Bases 188 to 1318 code for a protein of 376 amino acids. The record is from RefSeq and is a predicted model, not a curated record. Lineage: Eukaryota; Metazoa; Arthropoda; Arachnida; Sarcoptiformes; Oppiidae. The transcript is spliced from 3 exons. Gene Ontology annotation, cellular component: endoplasmic reticulum membrane. Gene Ontology annotation, biological process: lipid droplet organization; phospholipid biosynthetic process; lipid storage.
AUAAAAAAAAAUAUUUUUUUCCCCAAAUAUUACUAAUAAUACGUGUUUUUAUGUGUUGUUGUUGUAUAUGAUAUCCAACGGACGCGCGUUUUUCUUUUCCGACACGUGUUAGAGACGGUAGUGGCCACUGAAAAACAACUUGAAAGCAAUCAAAUCACACUUUCACCCGAAGAUCACCCCCAAAGAUAUGGCCAAAGGCAGGAGUAGUGGCGGCGGCGGCGGUAGUCAACGGCCGUCGCUAAUGAAGUAUAGCCGCCAAUCGACAUCAUCAUCGACGGCGACGACGACAACAACGGCCACCAAUAACAACAGAGACCAACAACAGUUGCGCCAGAAGUUUAUCACAACCGAUACUUCAUUGUCGCACGUGUUGACCAUGAUAUCGAUGGGUAUCUGUCGUCGUAUUACAAGUCAAGAUCUGAUCCAUCGACGACUGAUGGCCUACGUAUCGCUGGUGGUCGUUGGCGGUCUGCUCAAUGAUUUUGCACCCGUUAUUCCCCGUGCCUUCAUGUUUAAGACCCAGAAGACGAAUCCGCUGAACGUGUGGUUCGUCAAAAUCGGUUGGUUUUGGACACUGACUUUGAUUACACCGUUGAUUGCCAUCACUGCGACAAUACUCGAGAGGACAGUCGACGGCGACGGCAAUGAUAGUGCCAAUGAGUCGUUGUCGGCACUUAACGGCGACGCCAGACACAAGAAUGCCGGCAAAGAUAUCGGCUAUCGAUUGAAACGAUUGUUGACAUACUUGCGAACCAGACAAUUGUUUCGGCUAUUGGCCAACACUGCUAUCUGGUAUGUGUCUGUAAAUCUUUUUUUCCAUUUGGAGGACAUCACCGGUUUCUGUUCAAACAAUAUCGAUGCCAAGGAUUCAAUUAUUACAACCAAAAAUAUUUGUAUCAAAUCGGGCCACAAAUGGCUAUCGGGAUUCGACAUCAGUGGCCACACGUUUUUGUUGAUAUUCUCCAAUCUCAUACUCAUCGAAGAGUGYGCCGUUAUGUUGGGUUGGGAACCAUUUGGCAAUCAGUUGUUUAUGGARAACACCAAUAUCUACGACCGGCCCGAUAUUGUACCCGAUMGGGAACAGUAUCGACUGUACACUAAAUAUGCCGUACCAUUGCGUAUACUGUUUCUAUUAAUUACCAGUUUGUCGCUUAUCUGGGAUUUUAUGUUACUUCAGACAUCACUGUUUUAUCAUACAAUGAUCCAGAAACUGAUUGCCUGUGYCUGGGCUAUCAUAGCCUGGUUUAUAACCUAUAAGUAUCUCUAUAAACGGUUAGACAUUGAUGUAAAACCACCGAAACUCAACAAAAAUUUAUAGUUAGAAAAAUGAUUU